Ochotona princeps (American pika) is the source of this 583-nucleotide messenger RNA. RefSeq names its product CDGSH iron-sulfur domain-containing protein 1-like. The record is from RefSeq and is a predicted model, not a curated record. NCBI's taxonomy places the organism in Eukaryota, Metazoa, Chordata, Mammalia, Lagomorpha, Ochotonidae. Gene Ontology annotation, molecular function: 2 iron, 2 sulfur cluster binding. Bases 32 to 352 code for a protein of 106 amino acids. Gene Ontology annotation, biological process: regulation of autophagy. Gene Ontology annotation, cellular component: intracellular membrane-bounded organelle; mitochondrial outer membrane. The transcript has a single exon.
UAGUGUGCACACGCGCUUGGGAGACGGCACCAUGUGUCUGACUUCUAACUCCAGGAUCCGAGUUGAAUGGAUUGCAGCGGUUACCUUUGCUGCUGGGACAGCAGCACUUGGUUAUCUUACUUACAGAAGAUUUUAUGUGAAAGAUCAUCGCAACAAAGCCAUGGUAAACCUUCACAUACAGAAGGACAACCCUAAGGUAGCUUUUGACGUGGAAGAUUUGGGAGAUAAAGCCGUGUAUUGUCAUUGCUGGAAGUCCAAAAAGUUCCCAUUCUGUGAUGGAUCCCACACAAAACACAACGAAGAGACUGGAGACAACAUGGGACCCCUGAUUGUCAAGAAGAAGGAAACUUAGAGGGACAGUUCACAUGCUGCAAACCAGCUUGUCAUGAUGUUAACCAACUUGUCAUGAUGUUACUUGGUUGUUUAAUUAGAGUGACUACCACUUCUGUCUAAUUCAGCUCCUUUGGGUUCUAGAUGUGGUAUAUUGCAAAUUGCAGCUUUCACAUUUCAUGGAAUUUGCCUUAAUUGCUGAAACAUUGUGGUGCACAUUUGUGUAAACAAUAACAGUAACAAAAAAAAAGAA